UGAAUAAUGCACAGAGGCAGCAGUGUGUGAAUAAGGAAGUGGCUCUGAAGUGACUCGAUCUCAAAGUGUUUCGGAAAGAUAGUGACUGGGCUGUCCUGCCUUAAGACAUACACCCAAACUGAGUAAAAACUUUAAAACCAACCCUCUCUGUUACUAAGAGGACGUGAAAAGUGCAUGUAAAUUGAACGGGCAUAUCAGACUUAAACAGAUGAACAGACUUGCACCAUCUGGAAGAAUGAGAUUCAUUGCAGUUGCCGUCUUUCUUUGUGCUGGAUAUUUCUGUUCAACAGCCUUAGCUCAUCCUCGGGGAGAAUGGACAAAACUCAUCAUAACUCGACAUUGGCCACAGACAUUUUGCAGUGUGGAACAAUGCACAACAAAUUUAAGCUAUUGGACAUUGCAUGGAUUAUGGCCCAACACUGGCAUGAGGUGCAAUACAUCCUGGCAUUUUAAUGUCAGUUUGAUUGAGGACUUAAUCCCAGAAAUGGAAAAAAACUGGCCAGAUCUGCUAGCACCUACUUCCCCAAAAUUUUGGCAAUAUGAAUGGAUAAAGCAUGGAACCUGUGCUGCAAAAGCUGAUUCUCUGAACAGUCAACACAAAUACUUUAGCAAAGCUCUCGAGCUAAACCUCAAGUAUGACCUCAAUAGUGUUUUAAAGAACAACAACAUCGUCCCCUCUGAGCAGUACUACACACUGGAUCAGGUGGAGACAGCCAUUACCAGCUUUUUCGGAGUGAAGCCUAAGAUUCAAUGCGUCCAUUCAGGAAAGGUUCAGACUUUGGGCCAAAUAGAGCUCUGCGUUGACAGGGAUUUCCAGCUGAUCGAUUGCGAAAAGUCAAGCAAAGAAACCUGGAGCAAUGACAUCCCCGCAGUGCUCGUCAGUAGCCAGUCAGAUCUCAGUGUGUGUGAUCACGCAGUGCCGGUCUAUUACCCUCCGGUGCCCAGCAGAUCAUAGAGGUGGGCAACCCCAGACCUCGUGUGGGAGUGUGAAAUCACUGAGCAAGAGAAGACCAGAAUUCAUUCUGUAUUUGAAACGCUGGAAACAGUGUGGAAAUCUUUCCUGAUUACACUAUAUUUUUAAGCAAUUGCACAUUAUAUUCCUUUGUUGUUUUAAAUGAUGAUGCUUGAACAAUCUAGUGAAGAUUUAAGGGUGUCACAGACUGCUGUAUUCUACUGGGGUCACUUUUUAUUGGUUUUGUAGGUUUUACAGUAUAUGUUGC
This is a messenger RNA of Carassius carassius (crucian carp), 1220 nucleotides long. RefSeq names its product ribonuclease T2-like. NCBI's taxonomy places the organism in Eukaryota, Metazoa, Chordata, Actinopteri, Cypriniformes, Cyprinidae. Gene Ontology annotation, biological process: RNA catabolic process. Gene Ontology annotation, molecular function: RNA binding; ribonuclease T2 activity. The transcript has 10 exons. The record is from RefSeq and is a predicted model, not a curated record. Gene Ontology annotation, cellular component: extracellular region. The coding region runs from base 209 to 955 and encodes 248 amino acids.